Rotaria sp. Silwood2 is the source of this 711-nucleotide messenger RNA. The record is from the annotation of a GenBank genome assembly. NCBI's taxonomy places the organism in Eukaryota, Metazoa, Rotifera, Eurotatoria, Philodinida, Philodinidae.
AUGGAAUAUAAUUCAAUUGAAAAACGAGAAAAAAAACAACUUGGAAUAGUAAAACCUUUAUUAACAGUUGAAAAAGAAAAUAAUAAAUGGAAUUGUUCUGAAUUAGAAAAACUUCAAAGACGUUUUUCUGAAUUAAUUGAUGGAAAAUCUACUGAAGAUAAAACAUUACCAAUAAAUGAAAAUAUUCUUAUUGAACGUAUUGAAUCUCUUUAUUCUUCAAUGGGUUGUUUAAUAUAUGUUUCACCUUGUUUAAUUCGUUUAUUUAUUUUAACUGAUAUUCAAGUUUGUUCAUUAGAACAAUGGAAAUUAAUUCAUCGAGGUUAUCCAAUAUGGUUAUAUAAUACUGGUUUAAAUCCUCGACGUUCAUCUGAACUUCGUUUAAUAAUUGUUGAUGAAAAAACUGGUUUUAUUAUUUGGUCUGAUCGUAUAAGAUCAAUAUCAAAUGUUAUUCAACCAACAAAUUUAACAAUUUCAUUUCGUCAUUCAUUAAAUAAUUCAUCAAUUAUGUUACGUUUUAAAUCAAAUGAUGAAAAACUUUUCACAAGAUUUUAUUCAUAUUUAAAACAAAAUCAAUUUUUCACAGAAAAUUUAUCAAAUCAUAAAAUUUUAAAACGUUUUAUUAAAAAAAGUGAUAUUUCUCCACCUUGUCAUUUUAAACAUUUUAAUCAUAUUGAACAAAAUAUUACAGAUGUUCAUCAUUUAUAUUAUUAG